AUGUGGGAGUUUCACGGGGAAGAUAUCACAGAAGUAAACGAACAUCAAGAAGAAGUAGAACCAAACAGUGAAGAGGACAUACCAUAUGACAGUGAUGAUGAUGAAGACAAUGACGAUAUGAGACCAGCAUUAGAAGAUUUAGCUAGUCAAUAUCAUAGGAAGAGUGAUUUUGUGAACCUUGGAGAUUCAAAUGAGCACAAUGAUGAAAGGAAUACAUUGCCUGACUUAUUUGCAGAAGCAGAAAAGAAGUUAUACUUUGGAUGUACAACGCUCUCAAUCUUAACAUUUAUUGUUAAUCUAAUUCACAUUAAAGUGAUGUGUGGUUGGAGUAACAAAUCAUUUGAUUUGUUGCUCGACUUACUUUCAAAAGCAUUUCCCAAAGACAAUAAAAUUCCACGAUCUUAUUAUGACGGUAAGAAAAUGUUGCGUGAUCUUGGUUUAGGGUACGAAACUAUUCAUGUAUGUGAGUAUGAUUGUGAUUUAUUUUGGAAAGAGAAUAAAAAUGCUGAAAGAUGUCCUAUAUGUGGUCAUGAACGAUACAAAUUCCAAGGAACUAAAGGCAAGAAGAUCCCACACAAAAAGAUGCAAUAUUUUCUUAUAACUCCACGACUACAGAGACUUUUUAUGUCACGCCAUACAUCAUCUGAUAUGAGGUGGCAUAAGGAAGAACAUGUUGAUACAGAAGGUGUACUUAGACACCCGGCAGAUGCAGAGGUUUGGAAGGAUUUUGAUAGACAAUAUCCAGAUUUUGCAAAAGAAUCUAGAAAUGUAAGGCUUGGAUUUGCAACAGAUGGGUUCAAUCCAUUCGGUGAUUUAUCAAACUCAUACAGUAUGUGGCCAGUGUUACUAAUGCCAUAUAACAUGCCGCCAUGGAGAUGCAUGAAACGAGAAUUCUUAAUGAUGGCAUUAUUGAUUCCGGGACGUCGUGCUCCAGGAAAAGACAUAGAUGUGUAUUUACAACCUCUGAUCGAUGAGCUGAAAGAGCUAUGGGAAAAUGAUGUACGUACUUUUUAUAUUAUUGAUAAAGAAUAUUUUACAAUGCGUGCAGCAAUAUUGUGGACGAUCCAUGAUUUUCCAGCAUAUGGUACUGUAUCUGGGUAUAGCACUCAAGGUUAUAAAGCUUGUCCUGUUUGUGAAGAUGACACAUCUUCAUUUCGAAUAAGAAGAAAAACAUGUUUCAUGGGUCAUUGUCGAUAUUUGUGUCCGAACCACCAAUGGCGCAAUGAUAUGGAGUAUGAUGGUACAAUCGAACGGCGUUCACCUCCAAGAUUUUUAACAGGAGAUGAAAUCUUAGAUAAAUUAAAAGGUGUAUGGAAAUGUAGGGCAGCGAAGGAACGACAAGAAUUUUGUACGUUCAUAAAGUCCGUAAAAUUUCCUGAUGGAUAUGCUGCAAAUAUUUCUCGGAAUGUUAACAUGAAAGAUGGAAAGUUAUUUGGGUUGAAAAGUCAUGAUUGUCAUAUUUUAUUACAGAGGUUGUUACCUAUUGGUUUAAGGCCAUAUUUGAAAAAGAAAGUAAUGGAUGCUAUUGCUGAGUUGUCGUUAUUCUUCAAAAAGCUAUGUGCGAGGACAUUAUGUGUGAAAGACUUAGACGAAUUGGAAAAGGGCGUUGUACUCACGCUGUGUAAAUUAGAAAGUAUCUUUCCUCCUGCCUUCUUUGAUGUGAUGAUUCAUCUUAUGGUUCACUUGCCAUUAGAAGCUAAGUUAGGUGGUCCAGUACAAAUGCGAUGGAUGUAUUCAAUCGAAAGAGAACAUAGAUUAUUCUUACAAUCUCAAGGAAUUAUGGUUAUCAAUCAAGUGCAAAAAAAUGAAUUUUCAACAUGGUUUGAAAAUAAAAUAAAAAAAAUGAAUGAAACAAUAUCUGGUAAAGCACAGGAAGAUUUGUAUGCAAUGCAACCAAGUUUUUUGGCUUGUACAUAUGCUGGUUGUAUGUUUAAUGGAGUUCGAUACGAUACAAAAAGUCGAGAUGAAAGACUUUUAACUCAAAACUACGGUGUUCAUGUUGAAGCAAAAUGA
This is a messenger RNA of Humulus lupulus (European hop), 2013 nucleotides long. RefSeq lists its product as uncharacterized. The record is from RefSeq and is a predicted model, not a curated record. NCBI's taxonomy places the organism in Eukaryota, Viridiplantae, Streptophyta, Magnoliopsida, Rosales, Cannabaceae. The transcript is spliced from 4 exons. Bases 1 to 2013 code for a protein of 670 amino acids.